UCAUCACUAGAUGUUUACGUUCGCCAUGUGCCCGCUUGUUUGCGACGCGGCGCAUGUUUCGGAUGUCAGAAAGUAUGCCACACUUUUGGGCACAUUUCUUUCUCAGUACUCCUGGCUGAACGAUGCCUACGUAUUGGAUUACUUCGUUGAACAGCAAUGGCAUAAACUACCUCCUCCGUGGCAGGAGGCAUUGUCAGACAUCGAUUUAAGCGAUCUUUCCAACUGGCUGGAGACAGGACUGCCUGCGCAGAGGCGUUCGGUGUGGCCGCUGUCGCUGAUGUGCCUUGCGCCAGCAGCGAGGCUGCUAGCGUUGAGUCGAUGCCCUAUUGCAUCCCCAGCUGAUAUCCCGCUGUUGCUUCCAAAUGACUUCGCCGAUGAGAAGCAUCUACAGUGGCCAGUCUUUCACCGCUGUGGCAAUAGGAACCUGACACAUGCUUUCAGGAAGCAUGUAAAACUAAAGAAACAGCAUGAGAUCAUUAGAUUGGCAAUGGUGGUCGAGUUGCUUGCAAAGAAGUGCGACUGCUCACACGUGCUAGACGUCGGAUCGGGGCAAGGCCAUCUGGCUCGCUUGUUGGCGCUCGACAAGAAGCUGCGUGUCGCCACCGUGGACUUGGUUGACAGCCACUUGACAUCAGCGCAGCGAUUUGACAACCAGGCAGCACUGCAUGUUCAGAAGAAAAAAACAAUGGAGACUGAGGCAGAAGAAACGGAUUCAUCUUGCUAUCUUCCUCGACAUGUGGAGUUGGAAAUUUCUAUGGCUACGACACCUGCUGAGCUAGAACAGGUUGCAGAAAAAGCAUGGGGAAGAGCGAAGUCUGGUGUGGAAAAUUUUGUGCUCGUUGGUCUUCAUACGUGUGGAAAUCUCGGCCCGUCGAUGAUUCAGCUUUUUGCCGACUCACCGGCUGCUCAGGGCCUUGUUUCCGUUGGCUGCUGUUACAUGAAGCUCAACGAAGACAGCUGUGAAGGAAUGGAAAGGACAACGGCAUACCCUAUGAGCAGCCAUGUCUGCGCCCUGGGAAAAGUUGCUGCACUCAGCUACCAAGCACGAGAGGUUGCUUGUCAUGCUUUUGAAGUCUAUACCAGGAAAUUGAAAGAGUCACCAUUGGCACUGAAAAUCCACUGCUAUCGAGCCCUGCUGGAGAGACUGAUAGUGGACCGGUACGAAGACCAGAGGCACUGCGGCUUGGGAUCAGUCAAACACGCUGCUAAUUUGACAUUUUCACAGUAUGCGAGAAAAGCUCUGGAGAAGUUUCCGUUGCCUCUGCCUGAUGAAGAUCUGGAUUUGCCCGAGCUAGAGCUUGCAAUGAACGAGUGGCAGCGUGUUGUCAUCUUCUACUCCUUACGUCUCCUUCUGGCCCCCGUCAUCGAAUCUCUGCUCCUCGUCGACCGCAUGCUGUACCUCUGGGAUCGCUGCAUACCGAGCUGCAUUUUGCCCCUGUUUGAACCCUGCCUCUCACCAAGGAACCUGGUACUGCUGGCAUUCAAAGAAAACAGUCAUAGAGGCGAGCAGCAUUUUAAAGAUGUAUAGGUGUACAGAUAAUAAAUUACAACUUUUGAGGUGG
This is a messenger RNA of Rhipicephalus sanguineus (brown dog tick), 1562 nucleotides long. RefSeq names its product methyltransferase-like protein 25B. Lineage: Eukaryota; Metazoa; Arthropoda; Arachnida; Ixodida; Ixodidae. Bases 11 to 1528 code for a protein of 505 amino acids. The record is from RefSeq and is a predicted model, not a curated record. The transcript is spliced from 12 exons.